This is a messenger RNA of Neodiprion fabricii, 2574 nucleotides long. It is a transcript of the gene Notum, whose product is annotated as palmitoleoyl-protein carboxylesterase NOTUM. Lineage: Eukaryota; Metazoa; Arthropoda; Insecta; Hymenoptera; Diprionidae. The transcript is spliced from 8 exons. Bases 298 to 2103 code for a protein of 601 amino acids. Gene Ontology annotation, molecular function: hydrolase activity. The record is from RefSeq and is a predicted model, not a curated record.
UUUGGAUCCGUUCUUCUCUGAUUUUACGAUUCCAGAUUAUUGAUGCACUCGGGCGCGUUUUAAUUAUCGUUUCUCGUUAAGCGUGACGUUUUUCGUCUUUUUUAAAUCACGGAGACGUUGCUGUACGCGCGGUAAAAGAAAUGGCGCGAAAAUACGCCUGCGUAACUGAUCGCCAAAUUAGCGUAUUUGAGUGACGUUUUUCUGCGGGGAUUUUUUUAAUAAUAUUAUACAGUGAUUCAGUAGCUGGAAGCGUUUCAACGUGAUCAACCUGCAGUUUGUGCUCACAUUCUUCGAAAGAUGAGGACCGUGCUACAGAUAUCGCUGGGCAUAGCGGUGUUCACCGUUCUGGUCUUCGCUGAAGACAAAGCGACGAACACUAUCUCGGUGUCGUCGGGAGCCUCGCCGGUCAUCCAAAGCAAUACAAUUCAGAAGUUUAUUGAAGUGUUGGGAAAGUACGAGCUCGAGGAUCAACGAGCCCUGAAAAGAGUCUACCUCAGCAACAGAUCCAUAACGUGCAACGACGGAUCUCAGGCUGGAUUUUACCUGAGAAAAUCUCAGGGUUCCAAACGAUGGAUCAUAUUCCUUGAAGGCGGUUGGUACUGUUACGAUCACAGGAGCUGCAGGAACAGAUGGCUCAGGCUCAGGAGUUUUAUGACUUCUACACAAUGGUCAGAGACCAGAGACGUUGGUGGCCUCCUGUCUUCACGCCCAGAGGAAAAUCCAUUCUGGUGGAACGCCAACCACGUAUUUGUCCCCUACUGUACAAGCGACACGUGGAGUGGCAGCAGAGCGACGCCAAGUGACAUGUUCUCCUUCAUGGGAGCAGAGAUCGUGGCGCAGGUGGUGAGGGACCUGGCCCCCCUGGGUCUGGAAAACGCGAGCUCACUCCUACUGGCAGGAAGCAGUGCGGGAGCGACGGGAGUGAUGCUGAAUUUGGACCACGUGCACAGCCUGGUCCACCAGGAGCUGGGGUUAAAACACAUCGCAAUACGCGGAAUCAGCGACUCCGGAUGGUUCCUGGACAGGGCCCCGUACUCUUCCAAUGGCUUUCCUGCCACCAACGUUGUCCGAAAGGGCAUGGAGCUCUGGAAGGCCAAAAUGCCCCGCAACUGUGUCCUAAAGUAUCCCCACGAGCCGUGGAGGUGCUACUUUGGAUACAGACUGUAUCCCACACUGUCUGUGCCCCUUUUCGUCUUUCAAUGGAUCUUUGACGAAGCGCAAAUGACUGCCGACAACGUUGGAGCACCAGUGACGAAACAGCAGUGGGACUACAUCCAUAAGAUGGGUGAUAGCUUAAGACAGACUUUCGAUAACGUAUCGGCAGUCUUUGCGCCGAGCUGCAUAAGCCACGGGGUCCUGACCAAAAAGGACUGGCAGCUGGUAAAGAUCGACGAAGUCUCGCUACCGCAGGCGCUUCAUUGCUGGGAGCAGACCGCAGUUGGAAAUAAACGUAACGAAAGUCGCAACCACGUCGAGACGAAUCAGCCCUGUGCAAAAUCCGCCAGAAAGCUGCUUCGAUCGGGCCUAACGAAGGUGAACGGAACUGUUUUGGACAGUGGUAAGAUCAGGAACGGGUCCGUUUUGGAGUCCAGGAAAAACGGGCUGUAUGGUGGAGGUCCAGCCGAGGAGAGGAAGGGACCGAACAAGCCGUCGCAGGGUGGACGAGCCGGGAACAAGAGGCGACGACGAAAAAAGCACAAGGGUCGAAGGAGGGACCGAAAUAAGGAGGGCAGACAGAAGAAGGAUAAACAGGAGCGGAGAAGAGGAGGACGAAGACACGGUGGCAGGCACGGAAACAACCACACGGCCAUGCUAAACGGCACGAGGCCUCAGCGAUCGGUGAUACCUUCCAACAAACGGAAGUGCGGUCAGGGCUGCCAAUUCAGGUUUAUCGAACGCUGCACUUGGCCACAGUGCAAUCACAGCUGUCCGCGACUCCAGAAUCCCUUCACGGGUGAAGAAAUGGACUUUAUUGAACUCCUGAAGAGCUUUGGACUCGACAUGAAGAGCGUCGCUAACGCCUUGGGCAUCGACAUACAAACCUUGAACAAUAUGGACCAUGACGAACUUCUCAAUCUUCUUACUCAGCAGUCGCCCAAUUGAUCACUUGGUCAGCUUACACCUGUUACACGGGUAAAACUUCUAACAAGUAAGCUUUUUCUACUGCAGUUUCUGUUCUUCCGCUCACAGCUGCUGCUCGAUGACAACUUUUUUCUACAGAGGGCACAAAACUCCAAAAGCAUCGCAUUUAACCAUAAAAAUCUAUCAACAUCUCAAAUCGUGGUCUAUAUUAACUUGAUACUAUACAGAAUGAAAACCCGAUUACUUGCACAAGGUUUUACGUAUCCUAAUAUUCGACUGAUUCAUCUGAAAUCAUCACCUGAUUUCUCUUUGCAGCGUCGUAUUGCUUGGCCACAUCUAAAUUCCUGUAUUUUUGUUUUUUUUUUUUUCAUUUUUUUCAAUUCUUUUAUUUUCAUCCAACUCCAUAUUUCGUCGAGCUAUUUCCGUACUUAUUUUUACCAUCAUACGAAUAUUGACCAUUGAAAUUAGUCUGCUCGAUGAAAUGAACUUGAU